AUGGAAGUUCUUCUCGCUUUGAUGGUGUGUUUUGCGACACCUUCGCUUAUCCAAGGUAAAGUUUUCACUUCAAUAUUUUCGUGAGAUUAUUAUUAUCUUUUUCUAAGGUAGAAAGAAACCAAGGCUAAAACAAAGAAAAUUAAAAAUUAAUACCUUUCUGGGUGAAUUUUUCACUUGAGCUUUUCCCUUUUUUAUUUUCUCUAAUUUAUCUUCGUUUUUUAACAAACCAGUGCUAAAACAUAGUCAUGAAAAUCAAAAAUUAAAAUUAAUUAACAUCUUUAAAAAUAUUUUAGAUAAAUCUCAUGGGAGUUGUUUUGUUCUUAAUGAGCUUCAACAUAAAUGCAAUAAAAUGAUGCCGGAUACUUGAAUCGGAUUGUGGAUUCUAUAAGAAUGCGUGGGCGCACUUUAUUUUCUACCACCGCUUCAGACUGUCACAUGAAAAAAAAAUCCUGCAAGCGAUUGCGUGUAAACAACUUUCUAUAGUUUGAUCUUUCAAUGAUUUAUCACUUGGAAAAUAUACGAUUUCUAUUCUUGUUUAACAGGGUGUGGCAGGAAACCUUUUGGAUCCCGCAUUGUAGGGGGCGAAGUGGCACGUCCUAAUUCCUGGCCGUGGCAGUUAUCCCUUCGAGUAUAUGGAAGCCACAUAUGCGGCGCCUCCCUGCUGAAUCAGCACUGGGCUUUAACUGCCGCACAUUGUGUUGAUCGGAGCAGUGACCCCAAUCGGUACACGCUUGGUUUGGGUAAGUCAAUCAGUUUAAAAUAAAUUUUUUCUUUCUAAUGCAUUUUAAUAGAUUCAUGCAGGCGUGGAUGAAAUUCAUAUGGCUUCAUUACAACUCUUUGACAUACAGACGUUCAUCCAAAGCCCUUUCCCUUCUCUAUUCGUUAUUUUGGUACGGGGAGGCUGCUUACUUUACCACACCCCCUGCCCCCACCUACUUUGAUAAUGGGAUUGGCGCUGCUAAGGACUUAUGACCUGGAGUAUUUUUUUCGAACUCUCUACGAGGACUCGAUUAGCACCGGUGGGCAUUCCACAAAAAGCCGGGCCUCUCGUUUCGGGGUUAUCAAUAUUGAAAGAACAUCCUCAUUAAAAAAAAGAGUUGAUCACAUUAAAUAUCACUUGUAUAUAUAUGACACAGAGGAAACAUAAUAGUAGCGUAUCGAUACCCGUUAUGAGUUAAAAGGCGCUUCUCCUCCCAUACUGAAUCUCAGUUUAAUAAUUGACACAGGUGCUCAUGGAAGAACAAAUGACGGAGAGGUGUACGAGGUGAGCCGUGUAAUCAAACAUCCUCAGUUCAGUAUGCGUCAUCUGCGUCACGAUGUAGCUGUGUUAAAACUGGCGCAACCCGCAAAUCUUAACAAUAAAGUUGGAACCGUCUGUCUACCUAAACAAAAUUCACAUGUUAGUCAAGGACAACGUGCUACGUUACAGGUAAAUUAUAUGACGUGAGAUUGACGCAUUUUUGUUGUAUGGUACACAUAAUCGUAGUACAGCUUAAAAAAGCUAAUAUUUCUUUUCAGUAUACACUCCAAAUCUUAUGUAAUGCUUUUCACGGAGCAUUCAUGAUAAAUCUUUUGCCUUAGUAACAACUAGUAUUUUUCAGAUGCAUUAUUUAUUAGUUUAAAACUGAACCAUUAAAAGAAUUUCGUAUACAUAAACUCCCUAAGUCUCCACGUAUUGGUUGUAGCCCUUUUUUACUGUCCGCUUUUAUUUUUCCCCUGAAAUAUGUUUUUUCGAAUUCCUCGAAAACAAAUUUACUAGGCGGUGGUGGUGAGGUAACCUCAGAAGAUAACGAGAACAUCGGACGCUGUCCUCCAUUAGUAUCUGCAUGUUAUGGUUGUUUAUAUAAUCAUUAACUUAUGCCGUUUUCUUUGGCGCUUGCUUUUAGGAUAGGGACGAAUCAAUCCAAACAACAACGCCCUCUCUCCCUACCUUAAACAAGCUGCGGCUCCAGUGGCCAGUCACAGUGAUUGCCGUCAGAGAAACGGAGGAACAGUGCACGAAAGUUCCAUGGUUUGUGUAGGGGGACAGGGUAGUAGUGUGUGUAACGGUGACAGUGGAGGGCCCUUGUCGUGUAUGGAAGGUGGUAAGUGGGUUGUUCGCGGUGCAGCUUCCUGGGUGACCAGCCGAACAUGUCCUGGACACACUUAUUCCGUGUAUGCUCGCGUCAGCUCAUACGUGAACUGGAUCAACGACUUAAUACAAGGUGAGUUAAAUGAGAGUUUGAGAAUCACUUUUAAGGCAAACAGCAAAUGCCAGUUUGUAUCACGUGAACAGGCUUUCCGUUUACUGGUUGUUUGAGGUUCAAGUCUACAGAAUAACAAUUGUUUUGAUGUCAGUUCCAUCCAUGUGAAUUCUCUUAGCCCGUUUUCAUCUAGUCAUACCUAAUUUGAGAAAUUACCUUAAACUGGUUCUUACUCUCUCUAUUUUCAAUUAAGAUACCAGAACCAUAAACAUAACAUAAGCUCUUGACCACUUGUUAGCCUAUCUUACGUCAGCAUUAAACGACUGCCUCAAACUACUGGAUGAUAACUGAUGUACUUUUACCUUUAAGCGAGAUACGUCUGAAAUGUUUUGCUGAUAAUGUUAAUUUGUAUGAUUUCAUCUUUCUUUAGAUGACUUCAUCCGGUAAAAAUUAGUUGAAUUAGGAGAAAUAUAUUGUUUGAGUAAAAAAGACAUAAAGGGCUUAUUUUUUAUUCGUCUCAUUAGGUGGUAGCGGUGGUGGUGGUGGCGGUGGCGGCGGUGGUGGUAAGUUAUUAUGAUUUAGCUUUAUAAACACAUUCAUUUUCGCAUUCAUACUGUUACGAUUGGAGUAUUCUAAAGUUGCACAGAAUAUUUAUACAAAAUAUACUCUGGAUCAGUGCAGACAUUCUGUAAGCAAAGCGAAUUGUGGGUCAACAAGCAUGUAUCUGAAUAUUCUACGUGUAUAUGAUGAACUGAAUGUUUUUGAGUAAUUUUUUUACAUUGAAAGGGAAAGAACCAUUCAGUUUUUUAUAUUAGUUAAAUUAUUAUUUAUGUUGGUCGUAAACGUGCCGUUUUAAGUAGUAGCUUGUUGCUUAUCAUGCAAAAUUUAAGUACAAAUAAGCAACAUACAUACAAGUGACAUUUCCUAAAACCAACAUACCGAUCAGUUAGUCCAUUUAACUUUCAUUAAUUUGUCCUGUUUAUCAGCUUGCGUGGACAAAAACAGAAAUUGUCAGCGUUGGGCCCAAAGUGGAUAUUGCAAAGGCAGAUAUCAAAAGUUUAUGGAGGCAAACUGCAUGAAAAGCUGUAAAGUGUGCGGCUGAGAGGAGGAGGAGGAAGAAGUCAAAGGGAGUAAAAUCCUUAUGGACCAAUAAAUAAAAUGAAUAUAAGAUCAAAAUUUCCUGCUUGUCUUUGCAUGACUCUCAUUAUAUCAUAAAGGAAAACAACAACGAUUAUUGUCAACUGCAAACGAAAGAAAAUGACCCCUUUAUAAAAUUUUCGUCAUCCUACUCAAACCUCCAACCCUGUAAUACGUUUGGUACUGUAACAUUUACACUCCCUAGACAAGUAUCUUCCCUUCUUUUAAAAUUCCUUGUAUUUUUCCAAUUUUUCCUUCUCUUUUCCUUCCAUAUGGGGUUCCCCAGAGAUCGGUAUGUAUAUUAUAUAACACUGUGACCUUUCCUCUUAUCGAAAAACACUAUGCCAGGCUGACCAUGACGAUGUUGGCCUUUAGCGCCUCCCUUUCUUUCUUGAAGCUUCCUUCCCUCAGGCAUUCAUCAUGAUUAUCACUAUCAUUAUGGUUAAUCAUCCGGCAUCAUCACCAUCAUCAUCAUGCAACUUAGAUGCUGGUGUUCACAUAACGUGUACUCUGAUUGCGCGGUUUCCCGUUCAAUCAAGUCUUUAUUACUAGGUCCGGGAGUGCGAAUCAACCUCUUGACUGAGCGCUAUUGCUUUGUUGUCACCAAGCUAGCCACUAGUCUAGUCAAGAUUUUGGACUAGGAAGCUCAUUUGGGACUUAAAGCAUUUAUGACGACGACGGCAACUAGAGCGUAAAAAGGUUUUAUGAGAAAAACGACUUCCGUGCACGUGUAUGCAUCACACUUAUUGGUACAUUUCUACACCACUACGAUGUUAAAAAUAGCGAUACUCACGCUGACGUCACCUAUCGAUAUUGAAGGCCUCUCAGAAGCGCACUUGUUCUUGAAACAAAAUAUUAUUUUGUUUUACUUGUUACAAAUUUGAAUAACAAAAACAAUGCUGGUAACAGUAAGGUAUCCUGUUGCCUAACUUUAAGGUUGGAGGAGGCCGUAUAUUAUCAUCAUCAUCAUAAGUGAGUUGCAUUGAAACACUUACGUGAUCCACUUAGGGAAUUCACUUCAGUGCGUUAACCACGUGGUUGCACUUACGAUUUUCGUAAGUGUUCAUUAAAGUGUCGUUUAUGCAACAGAAAUUGCGGGUGUUGUAUAAAACUCUUUUUACGGGAAAAAUGACACGUAAAUUCACGGGAACUUUGUAGUUCCCGUAUCCUUACUGUUUUUACUAAAGUUAACGAGACCUUUUACUGAGAAGUGAAAAAAAAAGUAUUCAUCUUCACGUAAUUUAUUCCAAUACGCUUUGUUUACCUCUGAUGUACACUUUAAAGCCGACGUUGAGAAAAAAGAAGAACUAUCAUUUUCAGUAGAUAUUGAAGUAAAAUAACGAUUGCAUGCAAAUUUUAUAAUUUUUUUGAGAGGCUUAAAAGUGUUCGAAACGACUUGACACUUUCCCACACUCACCGAUGGUUAGCUUAAAAAAAAAGAGUGAGUUAUUAAUAAAGUACUAUAUCAAAGUUACGUGUGCCCUUAGGCAAGCCCGUACGCGAGUGCUAAGUGCGUUCCAUGCAACACCCGUAAGUGUACCCAUAACGGAUUCGUCAGUGACCUACUUAAGUGGGCUCUUAACAGCAGGUUUUAUGCAACCGGGCCAAGGUUCACUGUCUUCCGGAUUUCCUCCUUCCAUGAGUAGGAACAUACAUUGCAAAUUCUCUGACAGGUUCUUACCCAGACAAGCGGAGCACAUGGCCAAGGAAACUCAAUUGCCGAAGCCUGACUCUUUCAAUAAGGGGAGCUGUUUCUGUGAGGCUGUAGAUGGUAGCAUUUGGCAUCCUGUCAAUUCGCCUGAUGUUUAACAGAAUUCUAUAGUAGGACGUGCCAAAAGAAUUUAUUUUGUUCUCCAUGUCCUUGGAGAUGACUUAUGACUCGCUGCCAUACAGAAAUACUGUGACAUUGGCUGUGUCGAAAAGCUUCACCUUAUUGGAGAUAAGUCAUGAGAUAUGGCUUUUCCAAAGAUGCUCUAAUUUCCAAAAUGAUGUCCAGGCAAGAGCUUUAAAAUUUUAUAAUUUGCGAAUCAAUGAACGUGCAAUACAAAACAGCACCAAAUACACGAGAGAAGGAGCUAUCCACUGAGCCCUAACAUUUCUUACCGUGCAAGUCUACAGCUGGAGAAAUUCAAUCUGAUUCGUUUCAAUGUAAUCCAAAAACAGAAAAGAUCUAACGCAAACGGGAAAGUAGGUUAAUCGUAACGGGUUGUUAACUACUUGCUGCCAGUUCACCAUUUACGAAACGAUUUCCUUGGCAGUCCGACUUGGAUUGAGCUACGCGGGCUAUAGGUUCCUAUUAAUUUUUUGGAGUGGAAUUAGUUCAAGAUCAUUGAUCAUAAAGCAAAGGGUAGAAAAUUAAUAUUAAAGGAACUAAAAUUUAGAAGGAGAGUUUCUCGAAAUAAUAAAAUUGCGAAACUAACCUUCCUUUCGGUGCUUGAAGUAAAUACUUGAAACCGGGAAGGGUUUAGCCUUUAUUUUCAGGUUCAUUUACCUGGAGAGGAAUUUUUCUAGUCGAACACUAAAGGUUUCACUGCUGAAACCUUUUACCUUUGAUGCACCUGCAUUAAAGAGAAUUAAAGUAUGAGAAACGUUCGUCUUGCAGCCCGGCCGUACUGUUGAGUUCCCUAGAACCAUGUUGCAUUAAUCCUUACCUUUCACAAGACCUUAAGACUAGAGUUUGUAUUUGGUUAGAUAGCAGUUAUUUAGAUAAUUUCUCAUAUAAUGUAUCCAUAGUCUUAGUUGGUUGAAUAUUUUAGGCCGUUGUAAGAAAAAUGUUUUUAUACAUUCUUAAUCUCGAAGUUACAUAUUUUACUAGGUAAUUUCAAGGAAUGUGUUGUAAAUAAUCUUGUAUUUUAGUUUAUUUUAAUUCGUGACCCCAAUUAGUGCCUAUGGCGUUAGAACGACCAGACAAAAUAACAAAGGGCUAUGUAUGUAUGUAUGUAAUAUUAGAACAAGAACCUGAUUUACAAACAAGGAAAAAGAACUUAAAGAACCCGCAAAUUUCACAACUAAUUAUAUAAAAACCCUUAAAAAUCAUUGAACCUAUACUAUCUUGGAAAGAUACGUGGGUUUCAUAGUACCAUGAGGUGUUUACUGUAUAUCAAAAGUCUUGCAAUGAACGGCUGUCUUUAAUAUUUGCAAAACGUCGAAGAACGAUUCAUUCUAGUUUGGAUUCGGAUCUCCAGUUAUUUAAACUGUUCCUGCAUCUUAUAAAAGAAUUAAGCAAAGUUGUUUUUCAACCCAUUUUAUAAACAAAUCACGUAUAGACUGAGUAAUUUUGUGAUCGAGGGAAAUCUUUUAAAUUGUAUAAACAAAAGCAUUUUAGCCAAAAGGCAAACCUUCAGGUGUUUCAACUGGAAGUGCAAACAUAUCAUUUUUUACUCAGUUUUGUCACAAUCACUUCAGUUUUCUAAAUUCCUUUCUAAAUGAGUCUUAUAGAAAACUGCGCCAUAUCAAAAACUUAGUAUGGAUACAGGUGAUCUCGAAUUUACGCAAAUGGAAAGCUUAAACACAGCUUUAUAAACGCAUUCAUUUCCGCAUUUAAACUGUUAUGAUUGGAGUAUUCUGGAGUUGCACAGAAUAUUUAUACAAAAUAUACUUUGGAUCAGUGCAGACAUUCUGUAAGCAAAGCGAAUUGUGGGUNUGCAAACAUAUCAUUUUUUACUCAGUUUUGUCACAAUCACUUCAGUUUUCUAAAUUCCUUUCUAAAUGAGUCUUAUAGAAAACUGCGCCAUAUCAAAAACUUAGUAUGGAUACAGGUGAUCUCGAAUUUACGCAAAUGGAAAGCUUAAACACAGCUUUAUAAACGCAUUCAUUUCCGCAUUUAAACUGUUAUGAUUGGAGUAUUCUGGAGUUGCACAGAAUAUUUAUACAAAAUAUACUUUGGAUCAGUGCAGACAUUCUGUAAGCAAAGCGAAUUGUGGGUCAACAAGCAUGAUGUAUCUGAAAACUUUUCGUGUAUAUGAUGAACUUAAUGUUUUUGAGAAUUUUUUUGCAUUGAAAAGAAAAUGAUUGAUGAUUGAGCUACGCGAGCUAGGUUCCUAUUAAUUUUUUGCAGUGGAAUGAGACUGUUCAAGGUCAUUAAUCAUAAAGCAAAGCGUAGAAAAUUAAUAUUAAAGCAAUUAAAAUUUAGAUGGAGGGUUUCUCGAAAUAAUAAAAUUGCGAAACUAACCUUCCUUCCGGUGCUUAAAGCAAGUACAUGAAACCGGCGAGGGUUUAGACAUUUUUCUAGUCGAACACUAAAGGUUUGCUGAAACCUUUUACCUUUGGUGCACCUGCAUUAAAGAGAAUUAAAGUAUGAGAAACGUUCGUCUUGCAGCCCGGCCGUACUGUGAGUUCCCUAGAACCGUGUUGCAUUAAUCCUUACCUUUCACAAGAACUUAAGGCUAGCGUUUGUAUUUGGUUAGAUAGCAGUUAUUUAGAUAAUUUCUCAUAUAAUGUAUCUAUAGUCUUGGUUGGUAGAAUAUUUUAGGCCGUUGUAAGAAAAAUGUUUUUAUACAUUCUUAAUCUCGAAGUUGCAUAUUUUACUAGGUAAUUUCAAGAAAUGUGUUGUAAAUAAUCUUGUAUUUUAGUUUAUUUUAAUUCGUGACCCCAAUUAGUGCCUAUGGCGUUAGAACGACCAGACAAAAUAACAAAGGGCUAUGUAUGUAUGUAAUAUUAGAACAAGAACCUGAUUUACAAACAAGGAAAAAGAACUUAAAGAACCCGCAAAUUUCACACAUAAUUAUAUCAAAACCCUUAAAAAUCAUUGAACCUAUACUAUCUUGGAAAGAUACGUGGAUUUCAUAGUACCAUGAGGUGUUUACUGUAUAUCAAAAGUCUUGCAAUGAACGGCUGUCUUUAAUAUUUGCAGAACGUCGAAGAACGAUUCAUUCUAGUUUGGAUUCGGAUCUCCAGCUAUUUAAACUGUUCCUGCAUCUUAUAAAAGAAUUAAGCAAAAUUGUUUUUCAACCUAUUUUAUAAACAAAUCACGUAUAGACAGUAAUUUUGUGAUCGAGGGAAAACUUUUAAAUUGUAUAAACAAGAGCAUUUUAGCCAAAAGGAAAACCUUCAGGUGUUUCAACUGGAAGUGCAAACAUAUCAUUUUUUACUCAGUUUUGUCACAAUCACUUCAGUUUUCUAAAUUCCUUUCUAAAUGAGUCUUAUAGAAAACUGCGCCAUAUCAAAAACUUAGUAUGGAUACAGGUGAUCUCGAAUUUACCCAAAUGGAAAGCUUAAACACAGCUAGAUAACUUACGUCUGGUUAUAAACAAGUACCUUUUGCGCGCAUUCGAUGAAAAUCAUCACCAACCAAGAUGGAAUUUUUUCUCCCUUUGCUGGUGUGUUUUGUGUCAUCUUCGCUCAUCCACGGUAAAGUUUUCACUUGAAUUUCUUGUCUUUCUUCCAUUGAGAUUAUUGCUAUUGUCUUUUUCUCAUGUAGAAAGAAACCAAGGCUAAAACAUUGUAACGAAAGUCGUAACCUUUUAUGGGUGUGUGCGUUUGCUCUUUCUUCCUUGAAUGAGACUAUCAUCUUCGUUUUUAGGUAGAAAAAAGAGAGGCUAAAACAUUGUGAUGAAAAUCAAAAAUUUAAUACCUCCAUAGGUAUUUUUACAACAGAUAGAAUUAAUUUUUUACCGCUCCUGACUGUUACAUGAAAAAUAUCUUGUAAAUGAUUAAGUUUAAGAGUGAAUCUCCACUAUCGCGUAAUUACUACGUGCGUGUACACACAUUGCGUAAAUAGGAUAGAGAUAAGGUAUGAGGUGUUGCGCUUAAACGUGAAAUUGAUCUUUCGUGCAAUGCCUCUUUUUUAAAAAACGCGAACAGUAAACGUCAAUUCUACGCACGAACGCACGAGUCGCGUAAUUUUAACGUGCGUACUCAGCAUCAAAUGACAGCAUCAAACGAUCCAUUGGAAGAUAAAAAAUGCACUUUUCUCUUUACGCGAGACGCCUGAAAUAUUUUCUGAGUUGAUAUGUACGAUUUCAUCUUUCUUUAGAUAACUUCAUCCAAUAAAGAUUAGUUGGAUUAAGAAAAAAAUAUACUAUUUACUAGAAAAGAACACAAAAACCCUUAUUUUUGAUUCGUGUCUUCAGGUGAUUGUGAUGGCCGUAGUAGAGGUAAUUGAUUGGCUUAUUUUUACUGUUGUUAUUUGUUAUUUAAAUAGUUCAAGUUACAAUAAAAGCGUUAACAAAUAAAAAUAUCCUCAAAUAACUCAUGUUAUAUGAGAGUUUUAUAGGGGAUGGGGUAGUAGAUAUAUGGUUCCAUCUCAGUCCGGCCAAAUAUGAGCUGAUUUACUUCCGGUCAUUGCUGUGUCAUAUUAUUCCUUCCAAUAGAGGGUGUUCCCAAUAAUGGCCUAAAAAAGAAAGGUUCCGCACAAAUUACAGCACUUUUUCAGGCUUUCAAUACAUAAAAAGGGUAGGGCUUUCUUGAGUUACAGUACAUAUACAUGGAAAUUUUUAAUUAAGGUAUUAAAAAAGGCCUUUAACUAAAAUAUAUUGAAUCGAAGCACUUAACGGCUAUAUGAAUUUUAAAAUUUGUUAAUCGCUGCAAAAGAAAACAUGAUAUUAGUAGGUAUGUGAAAGGAGCAUCAUCUUUUUAAAUGGAGGGUUAACCUUUUCUGGCUGAAAUUGGUAUAUACAGCUAUUUCAAAAAACGUUGUCGGAAGAAAAGAAAAAAGGCUUAAAGCCAAGACCGCAAGGUAAUGUGGGUUGUUUCAAAUCCGUCUUUUGCUGGCACUAUCACUCCACUAAACUGGUCGCUGAUUCAUUUGAACCAUACUUAUCAUUUUAGUUUUUAAAAAAGCACAAAGUAACAUUACGUAUUAGUCGAAGUACACUCUUGCUUAUUCCCAUUUUUGAAAGCAAUUUUCAGUCAGCUAAUUAGCAAGGAAAAAUGACAUUAAAUUUUACAUUUUAUCAAUUUGCAUGACGUAGUAACGAAGUCGGCGAAAAAAAGCAUUAUAAAAAAACUUUUUUCCGAAUAAUGGGUCCUACUCAAGAAUUAAUUAAAGCUCGCCAAAGUCUACUGCAGCUCAUAUUUUGCACUACACCAGCAUGUGAGAAUGUAUGGACAACGAAAUCGCCUUUAUUCCACCUCGUUCAUUUUUUUAAAUGAUAGCGAUUCCUCUGGAAAUGAAUUCUAAAGGCUAGUUUUAAGUUAAAAAAAAAAAAAGAAAAGAAAUUUGUGGUCCGCUGUUCACUUCCCCUAUGAAACACGAGACAUUUCAAGCCGUAGUCGGGCAACAACGGCCACGGACAAAAAAGGAUACACGUGCAAAUUAAGUUGUUGUUUUGUUAAUUUAAACCUAUAUGUUGUUAAUUCACGGUCUCUUUUGUCGCCAUUGUAUUUGCUUAAGCUCCCUACUGUUUCAAGGCCCUCCAACCACCUCUGUUUGAAGAGUUGUCCAACGUUUGGUACUCUCACUUACAGAACGACGUUCCAUACUUUGCUCAGCGGGGACAUACUUGAGUGGCCGCAAAACUCCUAUGGGACCUGAAGCAGGUCAUUAUAAAAAUCCCGUAUCACCUUUCGGUCUUUGCUUAGAGGCUUUUUGCUUUUCUUCCGACAACGUUUUUUGAAAUAGCUGUAAAAGUGUAGGAAACCUCCCCGUAUAACACAUUGCUGAAUAGCCCCGGGCCUACUGGCCAUGGAAUCAUCGCGCAGCACCCUAUUUGCUUCGAUCAUGGUAGCCAAAUUUGUCGGUAACGAAAUGUACAACUUGCGAAAUAUUAUAUAAGCAUUGCAUUUUGAUUAUUUAUUUUCCUGCGAGUUAGAUACUGUUCUUUUUACAUAUGAUCCAAAGCCAGUGGCUUGUUUUUGCUGAAUGCUUAAUAAGUAAACGUGAAAUGUGUUUCAGUAGUAAAUGAGCUGCUAUUUGUAACUAGUGACUAUGAUAAAAUCUUAAAGAAACAGUGCCCCUUUGACUUAUAGCUCCGCACUGGGUUGAAGUAAAAUUUUGAGGUCGAUUUUGAAAUGGUUGCAUAGAUGUCUUCACUGAUAUACAUAUAUACAGUAAAUCGUGUUUAUAAAACCAGACAACUCACUAUAGACCUAACCAUAAUUUAUUCCAGCUUGUAAAGACUUAACGGAAAGGUGCCCUUACUGGAAAAGCAAGGGGUACUGUGAAAAAGAUUUUGUAGCGUGCAUGAAAAGAAAUUGCAAAAGAACCUGUAAUUUUUGCGGUGGCGGCGGAGGUGGAGGAGGAGGAGAAGGCAGCUGUCAGCUAAUAUGAAUCAGCUUAAUUUAUAAACAUAUUCAUUUCGUAAUAUUUAUAAUGUUAUGAUAUCAAGCAUGUUGCAACUGCACUGGGUGCAGGAUUAGACAUCCCGGUAAAGCGAAUUUCAGGUCAACAAAAAUCUGAAAUUUCUACGUGUAUAUGGUGAACAUAGCUUUGAGUAAUUUUUACACUGAGAAGAAAAGAACCCAGCAUAACCCAAUUUCCUUUCCUUUGGUUUCGUUACGUUAUUCAGUUGUGUUCGUUGUAAACGUGUCAGUGUGUUAAAGAGUAGCUUGUUGCCUAUCGUGCAGCAUUGAAGUCCAAAUAAGCGAUACACAUACAAGUUACAUUUCCUAAAACCGAAAUAUCGAUCAGUUGGUCCAUUUAACUUUCAUUAAUUUGUCCUGUUUAUCAGCUUGCAUGGACAAAAACAAAAAUUGUCCGGCUUGGGCUCGACGUGGAUAUUGCAAAGGGAGAUAUGAACAGUAUAUGAAGAAAAACUGCAUGAAAAGCUGUAAUCACUGCGGAGGAGGAGGAGGCGACGGUAAUGGUGGAUCAGGAAAAUGUGGUUAUAAACCGAGUGCAAGAAUUGUGGGUGGAGUAGAGGCUCCUAAAGGAGCUUGGCCGUGGCAAGCACAAGUCAGAACUUCUUCAGGGUUUACAUUCUGUGGAGGAACAUUGGUCCAUCCUCAGUGGGUUGUAACUGCAGCCCAUUGUGUAUAUGGAAAGUCUUCCUCACAAAUUAGAGUAAGGUAUGAUGUGGUUUAAACGUUACAAUUAUUUAACAUAUCAACACACAACAGAGUUGGGCUCCAAUUUAAGUGUGUCCUUACAGAUAACCCGUCCAUCCCAGGAAAGGUUGGUCACACCACCUGGGUCUACGUCCCCUACCCUUUUCGAACAGUAGUGUGGGUUCUUUUGCGUCCCACGAGAAGUGCUGUGAGCCGGGACCUACGAUUUUCGUCCUUAUCCGAGAAGACUAGAAAGUCACUAACCGUUUGCAGAUGUCAUUGGAAAGGCAGCACUUCUCCUCAGUCAUUAUAAGACCCUGAGUGUUGGUCAGGCCUGGGUUUGAACCCGCGACCUCCCGCUUAGGCAUUACUAGGCAUUGGUUGAUAAUCCCCGUAAGAGGAGUUAAAAAUGCACUUUAUUUGAGCGUCACGAAAGUACUAAUUGAAGACAGUAUUUUUUAUUUCUCUACUGGAGACGAGACCACCAUUUUACGUGGUCAUCGGAACCACGCGAAGGUCUAGCCGUUUUCAGGGCAAAGGAAGUACCUUCAUUUCUCAUUUUAAAAUAAGACCCUGAGUCUUUGUAGAUUAAGGGUUGCGUAGUGGUCAACUCAUUUCUUGCCUCCAACCAAUGUUCCCCGGAGUCAAUUCUUAGGGAUAUAGGUUUAUGGUUUUUGGUACUCGUCCUUAAUUCCACUAUUUUCAAUUCUAACCCUGUCAUAUACCUGUUAUUUUCCGAGUUUCGGUUACUGUACACCCUUUUCCUAAAUACUCAACUACUUUCUAGCUAUUGCUAAUAACCUUUUCCUCCCGCCGAAUAUCAGGGAAAACAAGCCUCUACUAACAGGGAAGCUACGCUUCUCAUCAUCCUUUGGUUAAAGAAUUUGAAACAAAUUACUAAGAGGUACAUAACAAGUUUUUCCAUGUGAUUUUUUUUAUUAUUUCAAAGAAUGGGUGCUCACUAUCGUUCAAGUUCAACUGGAAAUGAGCAAGAUUUUGCAGUUGAAAGAAUCAUCAAUCACGAAAAUUACAAGAGGCCCAGAGGACUGGCUCACGACAUCGCUAUGCUGAAACUGAAUAAACCCGCUCAAAUAAAGGAAAACGUUGGACUGGCUUGUUUGCCUGCCUACAGCCAAGAUGUGACAGAAAUCGAUAAUAAGGCUUGCUGGGUCACAGGUAUAACAAGAACGCUCUUAAAAGCUUUCCAACUCUCGCUUGCUUGGAGAUUAGAUAAGAAAUGAGGAGGCGACUAAUUCUACACGAAACAGUAUUUACUCCCUAAAGGUUUUUCACUUCCUACUUUAUCGACGGUCGAGUAUUCUUCAGGAUAUUUACCUUUUAUAUUGUAUUCGACGAUUUGUUUCUGAAUUGAUUUAGUACGCGUGUUAGCGACGACCGGAAAUACGUUUGCAGUUGCAGGCUGUACGCGUGUAUAAAAACACGAAAAUUCGUGAAGCACAUGACGCGUCCUUUUAAUCAUCGCCGAAAGUAAACCACACACCGCAAGACUCAUUUGCAUACAAUAAAAGACCAGUGAGCCUCACCAUCAAGAUUUAAUUUUUUUUUCGACCACCGAAGUGUUCACUUGUUCCAAAGUAAUCAAGUUUCGGGCGAUUGAAUCCGUGGACCAUCCCUUUCCGGAAAAGCUCUAAAUCGCAUUAAUCUUUCCUAAGCUUUCUUCACAAAAAUACGUGGCUUCGGUCACGCAACGAUUCGGCUUAUUCUAGUUUCCACGUUCUCUGCUAGGAACGCCUGGGACCAUAAUUCCCAUUGGUGUACUAAAUAAGAACUAAGAAAAAAGCGGCUUGCAGAUUUUGAGUUUAAAAGUAACUUAACUUCCGUUUAAAUAUUCAUAGCAGUAGCGGAUUGAGAUCUGCAAGUAGGGGAGGGCCGGGGAAGCGUUCAUCUAUGCCCAUUGGUUAGAUCGAGGGAGGAAGGGCAUUGACAAUAAAGUUUCUCGUACGGUUCUUUUAGACUUCAUUUUGGUCUAAAAAUUAAGUGGGGAACUAGGCCUCUGGGACGGGUUCCUCCCUAAGGUUCACCAGUGGCAUACAUGAAGUAGCUCGUGAACCCACAUGCAAAGAUGGGAAGCCCACGUUUGAAUUGAGGCUUAGUGCAAUGUGUAAAAGCUUGCUUUCAUAUUCUGAAUGCAAAGUUAUAAAGGCAGACGCCCCCUGAUUUUGAUUUUGUUGUUGUUGUUGUUGUCAAUGUUGUUUUGUUUUAGUUUAUUGCAUGUUAUCUAGCCUGUGUACAAACUGCCUCUCUCCCAAAAAAUCGAUUUUUUAGGGGAGGGGGCGUCUGUACACAGGCUACAUGUUAUUGCAUUCUAUGCCCUGAAACAAACAGUCAGUAAGACCCCUGGUUGUAAAAACCCCUUGUUAGCCUAAUUUCAACCACCUCUGAUUAAUAAUAGAAAAAUUUGACAAAUAAAAUACGACAAUCGCAAUCAUUGCUCACUAUAUUCACACUGUUGGCGUAACAUGUUUAUUAUCAUCGUCUUUAUUAUGGCGUUAUCGUUAACGUUAUUAUUAACAUUGAGACUGUCACCAGUGGUUAGGUGAUACUGAUGCUACAAGUCCCUUCUCUGAGUGUUCUCCCUUUUUUUCUGUUCAUAAUUUCCAGGAUUUGGAACACUUUCUUCAGGAGGAUCGCUGUCAAAUAAGCUCAUGCAAGUGUCUGUUCCGAUCGUCUCUGAAGCCAAGUGCAAAAGCGCCUAUGGCUCCAGCAUCCACACUUCCAUGGUCUGUGCUGGACUCGAUAGGGGUGGUAAAGACUCCUGUCAGGGAGAUUCUGGAGGACCUAUGGUUUGCGAACAAAGUGGCAAGUUCUUCCUUGAAGGCGUGGUUUCGUGGGGUAGCGGUUGUGCUUCCCCUGGGAAAUAUGGUGUCUACGCCAGAGUCCGCUACUUAAAAAAUUGGAUUGAUGGAAAAAUAAGCCGAUUUUAG
Porites evermanni is the source of this 15190-nucleotide messenger RNA. The record is from the annotation of a GenBank genome assembly. NCBI's taxonomy places the organism in Eukaryota, Metazoa, Cnidaria, Anthozoa, Scleractinia, Poritidae.